GAUCCAAAGUAGCAAUCAGCUCCAGUGUGUUCUGACAAAUGCAGUCACCGCCGUCUCUUCUGAAUUCCUCAUUUCUUCAUCAUUUUUCAAUAUUAUACUACCAUCUCCUUCUCGAAGUUUCUCUCUCAAACUUACGUAUACGUACAUGUACGUAUGACCAAAGGUGAAGUCUUUCUGUGUGUGAAAAUUGAGGGAUGUAUGGGAAGCGGAAGAAGCUAAGGCCUCGACUUGACCGGACAAACGCCCUAAGGAACGUCGAUUACGACGCUUCACAGUCGACGCCGUCAUCGUUCGAAGAUCAGCCUACUCAUCGGACUCGGUCGCUUGACCUUUAUCCUUUGACCGACUGUACAAGCUUCAGAAUCGACGGUGUUGGCGGUGAAUUCGACGUUAUUUGCCGCUCUCUAGGGCUUUCAGGUCCUGAAGACUUUGCGAUUCCUGUAGCUGCUUGGGAAGCUCGGAAACCUUGCUCCCGUUCUGACCGUUUGCGCAGCUCUCGUUUUGCUGAUUCCCGCCGUGACUCUGAUUAUAAGCUCGAGACUUCAAAUGAAUCGAACCGCCGGUUAAAUGAUUCGCCGGAAAAUGUGAUUGAGGUUUCGUCUAGUGAAUCGGAGGAAGAGACCAAACCGUGCUCUCACUCGGACCGUUUCAGCUCUGAGAAUGAGUUUGAGAGCUCGGAUGAGGUUUCUGAUAGUGUUAGAAAUGGUGUUAGGGUUACUGUUGGCGGUGAAUUGAAUCACGGUUUAAAUUGUUCACCUGAAAAUGGGAUUAAGAUUAGGAUUAGUGAAUUGGAGGAUGAUAAUUUGCCUACGGAUCUGAAAUGUGGAAUUAAGGGUUCUAGGUCACCAAGGCUGGCUCCUUCAGCAUCGCCCGUGGACGAUUUCACAUCUGCUUGGGAUUUUAUCAAAAGUUUUGGCCCUGCAGAUGAUGAAGAUAUGGUUUCACCGUCACAUGUUGAGAGCACUUCCGACGACAUACUUGGAAACGAGCAAGUAGGAGACAUUAUUGCUAAGAAUGAAGAGCGUAAUGAGGAUUUUGUAAGAAGUGCUUCACAAGUAUCACAGACAAGCUCAGAGUCUUAUGGGGAAGGUGUAAGAGAUGCUGCUGAGGAUGUUCCUCAUUUAAGCUCUAAAUCACAGAGUCAUGGUUCCUACAGCCUGAUAUCAAAUACAAGCUCCAAAUCACCUAGUGGUGAAUCCACUAGCGCUGUCUCAAAUAUAAGCUCUAAGUCACAGAGUGAUGAAUCCUAUACAUUGAUUUUGAAGUCCGUAUAUUCUGUUUCUCCAAAUGGUUCUCCCAGUAUAAAAUCUUGGCAAAAGGGAGAUUUUCUUGGUAGUGGGUCAUUUGGAACCGUGUAUGAAGGCUUCACCGAUGAUGGAUUCUUUUUUGCGGUCAAGGAAGUUUCGUUAUUUGACCCAGGAAACCAGCAAAGCCUUUAUCAAUUGGAACAGGAGAUAUCUCUUCUAAGUCAGUUUCGACAUAAAAAUAUAGUUCGCUAUCAUGGCACAGAGAAGGACGAGAGCAAACUGUAUAUCUUUCUUGAGCUUGUUACAAAAGGUUCACUUGCAAGUGUCUACCGCAAGUAUCGCUUGCGUGAUUCCCAUGUUUCAGAUUACACCAGGCAAAUUUUGAGUGGGUUGCAUUAUCUUCAUUUCAGAAAUGUGAUUCACAGGGACAUUAAGUGUGCCAAUAUUUUGGUGGAUGUUAGUGGUUCUGUGAAGCUUGCAGAUUUUGGACUGGCAAAGGCAGCAAAAUUGAAUGACAUCAAGUCUUGCAAAGGAACUGCAUUCUGGAUGGCCCCAGAGGUCGUUAAUAGGAAGAACAACGGAUAUGGGCUUCCUGCUGAUAUAUGGAGUCUGGGUUGCACUGUCUUAGAGAUGUUAACUGGCCAAAUUCCUUAUUCUCACUUGGAAGGGGUAUUGCGGAGAUUCACAUGUCAAGCUCUUUUUCAUUGGUUUGUGCGACAGAUGCAAGCACUGUUCAGGAUAGGCAGAGGCGAACCUCCUCCUAUACCAGAUACGUUAUCGGCAGAAGCUCAGGAUUUCAUAAAUAGAUGUUUGCGAGUUAAUCCGAAUGAUCGGCCAACUGCAGCUGAACUGCUGGAACAUCCAUUCGUAAAGAAGCCACUGUCAAAUUUCUCAAGUCCUGCAGCCCCAUAAAUUCUGCUGUCAAUUGUACUGAGUGUCAGCAUACUCUUAUGUCUGCAAGUACUGAUCUGAUGCUUUUAGGAAUGUGCAAGCCAAGGAUCAAUUUCAAAUGAGAUGCUUGUACAGCGAAUUGGUUUGUGUAGCAUCCGAGAAGUCUUGUGAACUGAAAUUGCAAAUAUUUGGACGCAAGCAGUUGAAUGCAGAUGGGCCAUUGUAUGUUGCAAAUAGAAUGGGCAACAAAGUUCAUAUGUUGCGUUUGUGCCUGGACGUGUUCUAUCUUAUCCAAGAUAGACUGUAGAUUAUUAGUGAAUGAGAUGAUAGACAACCUUAUAAAGGAAAUUGUAAAUAGUCGAUAAAUGGUAGUAGUAUUUGUUUGCUUACACAAGAAAAAAAAAAUGAUUGCAGUUGAAAAAAUGAAAAUGCUUCUUUUGCUGUUUUCCCCCCGCUAUGUUAGAUGUGUAAACAUGCGAUGGACUUGGUUAAGUUUCAUCAUCGACCUUAUCUGAAGGAAGAUGAAGUAACUGUUCUUGUCAAGACUGCCGAUAAUUGUGGUAUGACGUUAAAUCACCAUAUUAGAUCACUAAACUUUGAGAAUCCAAUUCGAAAAGUGAGGUUGACUUUAA
Nicotiana attenuata is the source of this 2770-nucleotide messenger RNA. RefSeq names its product mitogen-activated protein kinase kinase kinase 1-like. The record is from RefSeq and is a predicted model, not a curated record. Bases 195 to 2159 code for a protein of 654 amino acids. Gene Ontology annotation, molecular function: protein kinase activity; ATP binding. Lineage: Eukaryota; Viridiplantae; Streptophyta; Magnoliopsida; Solanales; Solanaceae. The transcript has 9 exons. Gene Ontology annotation, biological process: protein phosphorylation.